AUGGCCGACCACCAGCCAACACAAGCACUGUCAGUCGAGGGGAACAGCAGCAACAUCGACAGCUCCGAUAUCUCCGCUAGUCUCUCAACGGAUAGCACCCAAGAUGGUCAGACCGACGAUGGAUCUGAUCAAGACAGCGUAACAAGUGACCUGAGCACGCAGGACUAUACCGUCAGCCUCAAGGAUGAUCUACGCAAGGCUCUCGAUGACGUCAAAGUCGCCGGUUCAUUCGCUUCUUUCCGCAAGCUAUUACGUUCACCUCCUGCCGGUCUUUAUGUCGACGGAGUUGGCGACGUCGCCAUGCCUCUUGGCGAGACUCAAGCCCGCCAGUUGAUUGCAAAAGCCCGUCAGGCUCCCUAUGGCAGGGGAAGCGAGACCAUCGUUGACACAAGCGUCCGAAAUACCUGGGAAAUCGAUGCAGCCCAGUUCAGCUUCAACAACCAAAGGUGGCCAGGCUACGUCCGGCAACUGUGUUCCCAUGUUGCCGCCGACCUAGGCAUCAAGUCACCAAUUCGGGCAGAGAUAUACAAGAUGCUCAUCUAUGAGCGCGGUGCCAUGUUCAAAAGCCAUACCGAUACCGAGAAAAUCCCCGGCCAGUUCGGCACCCUCGUCGUCGCCCUCCCCUCUGCCCACAAAGGCGGAGACGUGGUGGUCAAACAUUGUGGCGAGCAAAAAACAUUCAAGACCUCGGAACAUGGGCAGUCCUUUAUCUGCUGGUACUCUGAUGUACACCACAAGGUGUGUCCUGUCGAGUCCGGGUAUAGAUGGGUGUUGACCUACAACCUCGCUCUUGAUCCCAAUGCCGUUCGCCCUUCAGCCGGUCUUGUACGCUCCGAGACCGAGGCUCUCUGCCAUACCCUACGUGAAUGGCUCCAGGAACCCGCAGAGUCGCGCCAGAAUGGUCUCUAUUAUGUCCUGGACCACGAUUAUACUGAAGCAAGCAUCAAGUUGAACAACCUGAAGACGCGUGACCUAGCAAUCGGCCAAGUCUUGAACAAUUUGUCCAAGGAACUCGACUUUGAAGUCUUUUUUGCUCUUCUGGAAAAGGAGGAGUUUGGAGAGGCCGAGGUCGACCACUCUAGAUUUUAUAAUGUGUAUCAAGAACUCAUAGAAGUCGAUUACAGAGUCAAAACAGUUCGGGAUAUGUUCGGUAACCCGGUUGUCGACGGUCUAGCACUUGAUCCUGAGGAGGAAAUCCUCCAAAACGACGGGGAAUUGUUUGCCGAUGAUGACCCUGAGCAGGAGUACGAGGGCGUCGUGGGCAACUCAGGUCCAAAAGUGACACACUGGUACCGUUCAACCGCUGCGAUGGAUCUCGCCAAACGCUCUACGACCACAGGCGAUGCUCGCUCGACCAUUUGGCCCAAAAAUCCACUGAUUGAUGGGAACGACCUCAUGAGUAUUCUCAAGGUUGCAAUUGAGCUGGGAGAUUAUGAUUCCUUCGAUGAUGCCUGCUUGGAUCAAAACGCCGUAAUCCCGACCUCUUUUUUCACAUGGACCAAGCAGUGGCUCAAGCGGUCAAACACGGAUUCGAGUUUCAAGGACAUUAGUGAAUUAGCAGCCCUUACGAACUUGAUCCCGAAGCCCGAAGACGCCGACUGCUCCGCCAGUCUACGUGAUGAAAUAUCAACAUGGGUACACGGCAAGCUCGAGGAAUGCCUCGGCGACUUGUUAAUGAAGGAGAAAGAGGUCUCGGCCGACGUCGUUCCUCGUGACGAUGGCUUUGCCAUUUACAGGACUAUAGCCAAGCAAUUUCUUGCCUCAGUAGACUUCUCCAAAGUCAAACCGAAAGGUGGAAUCAAGCCUGAGCAUGGAAACAAGCGGCAACGGACCAGCUAUGACGGUGGCAACAAACGUCCCCCGAAGAAACAACUCCUAAGGACAGUCGCAUCCAAUACACUAGUCAAGUUCUUCGAAACGCUCGUCAAGAUCAGCACCCCAGAUGACGACUUGGCCACACAAUUCAUAACCAACCUGAACGACGAUGUCCCUCGUCUACCCGUCGAUCACAUGCACAACCUCUGGCUUCCCUUUCUCUGGUGCCUCAUCCCCAUCCUCACCGCCAACGCGAUCCCUCUCACCACUCCCGUGUACCAAUCCCUCUACCGCAGCAUGCUCACUCGCUACAUCAAAGAGUACGUCAGAACACAGCCCGCGCCUUCAAACUCGCUUGUCCGCCCGCCCGUCAACUGCCCCCACGUACACUGCCCCGAUUGCAAUGCCCUUAACUUCUUUCUACAAAGCCCCACUGAGGAGGUCGAACGAUUCGAUGUCGGCAAAAAAGCCCGACGCCACCUGCACGAGAUGCUCGAUGAGCGCGGGAUUGACUGUACGCACGUGUCUGAGCGCGGCACGACCCCGAACACGCUGGUGGUGACCAAGACAUUUACGCAGGAGGAGCAGCCGAUGAAGGAGUGGAAAGAGAAAAAGGAAUAUGCGGCAAGUAGGUUACGCAUCUUCGAGACGUACUCGCAGGCCAUGCCGGAGUUGAGGGUCUUGCUGGGAGAGCAGUUUGAUAGGAUCAUGAACAUGGAGGAUGUCUAUCCAAACCCAGCGGGAGCCAGACGUACGGCACCGAGACCUUUGGCGUCUGCAUCAGGGAUUGUCAUGGGCAGAUCUAGAGUGGGUGCUUCUGGGUCGAGUCGCUCCACGACCGCUCCCCGGCCUGUGGCGGGAGUGAAGAGGUCUCGGAGCGUUAGCCUCGAGGACGGAGUGGAGACUGUUGACUUGACAGAAGAUUGA
Messenger RNA from Neurospora tetrasperma FGSC 2508, 2742 nucleotides. RefSeq lists its product as uncharacterized. The transcript has 6 exons. Lineage: Eukaryota; Fungi; Ascomycota; Sordariomycetes; Sordariales; Sordariaceae. The record is from RefSeq and is a predicted model, not a curated record. Bases 1 to 2742 code for a protein of 913 amino acids.